GAUAUUGGGUGUGGCUGAGAGUGCAUGAAGCCGCUGGUCAUGAAGCCGCUGGUCAUGAAGCCAGUCCGCCUGAUUCACGAGAUAAGCCGCGCCAAGCCGGUUACAUAAGCGCCGAGGUAUGUAACUAAUGUUAGUAAACGGUCAGUCAACGUCACCAGGCCUCUCAACCACGACCGCGACAACGACCGCGACCUCGACCUUCCUCCCUCCACCUCUAUCCUCAACGCCAACGCCAACACCAACCAUGGGUGCCUUAUUGUCUAUUCCGUUUCUCGCGCUGCCGAGCAUGGGCACAGUAUGGGGCCUUGCCGCCUCGUGCUGUGGAGCUGCUACCUGCAGUGCCGUCUUCAGCUCAUGUGGGAAGUGUGGGAACAGCAUCGCCACUCGUAUCGCCUACGCCCUCAUGCUCCUCAUCAACUCGAUCGUCUCAUGGAUCAUGCUCACCGACUGGGCCAUGAAGAAGCUCUCCCACCUCACCCUCGACUACGUCGACAUCAAGUGUCAUGGAGAGCAGUGCUACGGAUAUGUUGCUGUGCAGAGGAUCAACUUCGCCCUUGGCUUCUUCCACAUCCUCAUGGCCUUGAUGCUCAUCGGAGUGCGCUCCUCGAAGGACGGCCGUGCGCCGAUUCAGAACGGAUUCUGGGGACCCAAGAUCGUCGGAUGGAUUGCCAUGGUCAUCCUGACCUUCUUUAUCCCGAACUCGUUCUUCAUUACCUGGGGAAAUUACUUUGCCUUGGCCGGCGCUUGUCUCUUCUUGCUCAUCGGUCUCAUUCUGUUGGUAGACUUGGCGCACAACUGGGCCGAAUACUGCCAGGAGAAGAUUGAAGUCACGGAAUCGAGAGUCUGGACUGGGCUCCUCGUUGGAUCCGCCGUGAUCAUGUAUCUGGCCUCCUUCGCCAUGACCAUCGUCAUGUACAUCUUUUUCGCCCGGGGCAAAUGUUCCAUGAACCAGGCAGCCAUCACAAUAAACCUGCUCCUGCUUCUGAUUGCAUCUGUUGUGUCCAUCCACCCGGCCGUCCAAAGCGUCAACCCCCGAGCUGGCCUCGCCCAGUCUGCCAUUGUCGCAAUCUACUGCACGUACUUGACCAUGUCGGCCGUUGGCAUGGAACCAGACGACCAGCAAUGUAACCCUCUAAUUCGCGCUCGAGGCACCCGCAAAGCCACAGUCAUCAUCGGCGCCAUCGUUACCUUCAUCACCGUCGCCUACACCACCACGCGUGCCGCCACUUACGGCCUCGCCCUCGGCUCUCAGGGCAACUCAUACAGCAAUGGCAACGGCUAUGCCCGCGUCGGCACCGAAGACUAUGAGCACGGUCUCGUGACCCAACAACCCGAAUCGCGCCGCGAAAUGCGCCAAGCCGCCCUCCGCGCCGCCGUCGAAAGCGGCUCUCUCCCUGCCUCGGCUCUGGACGACUCUGACAGUGACGAUGAAGAUGAAGGCCCAUCGAAGAACCCUCGCGACGAUGAACGCAAUGCAACGCAGUACAAUUACUCCCUCUUCCAUGUCAUCUUCUUCCUCAGCACCGCAUGGGUGGCUACUCUCCUCACGAUGAAUUUCGACGAAAAGGAUAUGCAGAAUGACUUUGUGCCUGUGGGAAGGACGUACUGGGCGAGCUGGGCAAAGAUUGUUAGUGCGUGGGUGUGUUAUGGGAUUUACAUUUGGAGUCUGAUUGCCCCGGCCGUGUUGCCUGAUCGCUUUGAUUAUUGAUGUGACAAUUUCGUUGUGUUUUUGAAUACGAGGGAAAUCAAGUAUGGAAGUUGGGGGAGUGGUUUUUAUUUGAACAUCAAACUACAGCCGAGGCUAUGGAGUUUCUUUUGUGUAUUAGCAUGGAGAGUGUACGAUAAUAAAGUAUACCCUGGAUUCUAGCGGCUAAUAUUUGGACUGGGAUUGCCCAUGACA
Lindgomyces ingoldianus is the source of this 1900-nucleotide messenger RNA. RefSeq names its product TMS membrane protein/tumor differentially expressed protein. The transcript has 4 exons. The record is from RefSeq and is a predicted model, not a curated record. The coding region runs from base 245 to 1708 and encodes 487 amino acids. Gene Ontology annotation, cellular component: membrane. NCBI's taxonomy places the organism in Eukaryota, Fungi, Ascomycota, Dothideomycetes, Pleosporales, Lindgomycetaceae.